AUGGCCAUGCCCGUCGGCACGAACACGCAUCUUGCACCGCAGUGGGGUCCCUCACCUCCACCCCCUCCUCGACCUCUGCAACAGCUACCCUUACCGCUACUGCUGCUCGUGCUCGCACAAUCGUACCACUCCCAAGCGGUGGCCCUGCACCCGACGCUGUGCAAGCCUCCUUCCUCCUCGACCAACUCGCACAAGCGGUACACGCUCGCCUGGAUCUCGUACCGCCGCUUCCACGCCGCGCUGUCGAUCUGUCUGGACCAGGUCGUCGCGCUCACCAGCAGCGGCGCGCCGUGGCAGGGCUUGGGCUCCGGUAGGGUCGAACUCAGGGCGAGGACGAUGCUCGCCGAGUGUUUGGCCUCGAGUGGGGCCAGUAGUGCACUCUUGGACAAGAUGUCCAGUAGAGGGGUCAGUUGCUCAAGACGCACCUUUUCGAAUUCGGUCUGGGACGCUGAUCGCAAAUCUCCACUCGGCGCCGGUCACUUUUUGACCUCUCGUUCGCUUCUCGGCUCGAAUGUCAAAACCUACAGAUGGUCGCGUCAGAAAAGGUAGGCCGGCGGCCAAACACCUAGUCUGGCCCCUCGGCUUCGACAUGUUUACAAUUCUCUGUCACAAAUUUGCAGCACGAUACGCUCAAGAGCUUCACACCCCAUCUGGCACUACUGCAACCUUCGCUCUCGUCCUCGUCCAAAUUCGCUCGGCAGACCUUGCGGCGCCUGUUGUCCUCCCCGACGACCCCCGUACAUUGGGUCUACCAUCUCCACAUCACCCUCGCGAACCUGCCCAACACAUCCUACACUGAUGCGCUCGCGUCCUGGUACGAGGUCGAUCGCAUCGCCACCCAUCGAGGCGACGUGCUCGUUCGUGCCGUGUGCUACACCUCGAUCGCCCGUCUGGCUCUCGCCAAAGGCUCGCAGUGGCACCUCGUCUCUUCGAUGUUGCAGGCGUUACAAGCGCUCGGACCUAAAGACUUGAUCGAGAAACAUCUACCUUCGGGAUUCAAGGUCUAUGCGCUCUUGAUCGAGAGUCUGCUGCAGGCGCAUAUGGGGCUGACCAAGGAGGCCAAGGAGAAGCUCAAGCUCGCGCAUGGGCUGCUGGAUCGCGAGCGCGCCGAAGGGGAGGAGAAGCGCAGCGAGGACGAAGGGUGGUGUAGGGUGGGUCAGGUCGGGUAACCAGGGGGGUCACGUGCUGUGCCACUGUACUGAUUGUAGCAAAGGUCGGGCUUCACAGAUCCCCAUCAACCCUCCGGACCCUAAUAAGACUCGGGUCAAUCCAGCGGACCUCUUCGUCCCCCCACCUUCGCUCGGCGCCCCCCUGCCUUCGGUCCAAUCCAUCUCGAUCAGUUUGGGAUCUCGCACGCUCGUCUACAACUUUGCUUUUCUCGCCUCGGUCGCGAUCCACCGCGAUCCUUUCGGGUCCAAACCCCGCUCGACGCUCUUUGCCAACGAAGGCCUCAAACUGUUCGACCUCAAACUCAACAGGAUCGAGCCGUGUCCGCCGUUGACGCAACCGCAUGAGGUCGCGGAUUACCUCGCCCGCAUCGCGCGAAUGAAGAUCCAUUUGCUCUUGUUCUCGAGCGAGUUGGAGAUCAUGCGAUCUGGGUUCGAGCAGGCAAAGAACCAAUUGUUGGAUGCGGUCACGACGGCGAGGAAUCGGGAGGGGUUGUGGGACGAGUACGAGGGGAGGAUCACGCUUGAUUUCGGGAUGUUGUUCCAUGCCGAGGGGGACGACGCGAAAGCCGAGGAAUGCUACGAGACCGUGUUGUACAAGACGAGUACUUCGUCAGCAACCGAGAACGACGACGACGACGACGAGCAGCGCCAAGGUUUGCGGGUCCUGGCCGGGCUCUCGUUGUUGAUGCUCAAAAUGUCGCAAGGGUGGAGGAUCCGCUUGUCGACCCAUGCGAGCUCAAACGCGAGUGCGAACCCGAUCGGAUCACCACAACGUCCGACCGCGAACCCGUCCAACGCUUUCGAGUCCCCCCGAUACGACGCGAUCGCUAGAAAGAUCGUCGCGUUCACCUGCGCGGAAGAAUCGGCGUCGUGGUCACCUUCGUCGAACUUGAUCGCCGAGUUCAUCCAGUCCUUGACCAAGGGCGAGAUCACCAAAUCGAAGCAACACCUCUCGGUUGCGUUGCAGUUGUCGAACCAGAUGAAUUCGAACCAUGCCAAGGCAUUGGUGUUGAGCUUGUUGGCGAAUUUGUUCUUGAUGACCAGGAACGAUCAGGCACGUCCUUCUUCUCGGUAUCCGUCUCUUGGAAUGUGAGCCCUGCUGAUCCAGAAAGUGGACUCGACAGGCACAAAAAAUGCUGCACGCCGCUUCGCACCUCGUCAAAGGCAUGGGGGCUCGAGCGAUGCCUCCGACCACCGAGAAUCCGGCGGCACCCUCGGCGCCUACGAACGAUGACCACCUCGUUGGGAACGCGAGGUUGGGGCUUUGGUUGGGCGAGAGGUUGUUGGGUAAGUUCAAAGAUCGGGCAGUCUACUGAGCUUAUUUUGCGAAGAGGAAGGGUAAUUGAUCUUCAGCGUGCCUUUGACUACGCCCUGCUGCAGAGUCGUACAAGAAGGAGAAUGAUUUAACAAAAGUGCAGGAACAAGAGAGGUGGAACGAUGCGUAUCGACGAGCGUUGAGUUGGUGUGUUGGGAAUGAGGGUUAGGAACCGCGCGUUCUUUGGUAAUCUGUUUAGAAGCGCUCGUCUGUUUAGUGAAGCCUGGCGAUGCGCACCAACCGUUGUCUUCUCUCCACGGUUGGAUUACACGCUCGUCAGGUACGCAUGUUUAGCUUCACAGCCACUUUCGUUGCAAUUAACUGACGGUUGGAUUACACGCUCGUCAGUCUCUUAUUCGUUGAACGUCCAAAGCAUUGGCGCGAGGGUCUGA
Molecule: messenger RNA, 2876 nt
Organism: Microbotryum saponariae
Lineage: Eukaryota; Fungi; Basidiomycota; Microbotryomycetes; Microbotryales; Microbotryaceae
Source: the annotation of a GenBank genome assembly